GAAACAGAGGGACCGCCUGUGGUUGUGAGUAACGGAUCAUUCUCCAAAAUUUUGGCACCGGGUGCACGUGUUGGAUGGAUGGAAGCCCAAACCGCGUUGAUCCAGCGAUUAGGUACUUGUGGGUCGUUUAUUUCUGGCGGAUCGCCAGCUUAUUUUGGUACAGUGUAGACCCUUUUUAUCCAUUUGCAUUUAAUGAUCACUAACCCAGCUACAGCAAGUCAGAUCAUCUCGGAAAUGUUGACAGCAUCCGAUUUCCAUGUCAAUUUGCAUAAUCAUGUACAAUUCCUACGAGUCACCUUGCGGGUCAGGUUACACCAGGGUCUUUGGGGUCCAUACUUGAGAUAUCUGAUGCCCUUGGGCUGCAAAGCCCAUUUGCCCGCUGGCGGGUACUUUCUCUGGGUGAAGCUACCACCGAGAAUCACACAUAUCCAAGUCAAGGAACAAAUCAGGCAACACGAACUGGGUGUAAAUGUUGGCGCCGGAGAUUUGUUCUUCGUGCCAGGCGUGAAUCACGGGGAUACCCAUUUGACAUUUGUCCGACUUUGCUUUGCUCAUUAUUCAGUCGACAAAUUACGUGAAGCUGUUGUGUUGCUAGCGAAAGCCAUAGAGUAUGUGAUUGCUGCGCAUGAUCAAGAUGAUGCUUCCUGAAUUCUGUAUGGCUUGGGAGUUCACCGCUUGGGUGAUACAAGUGACAUACGCACAAUAAGUAGCAAGGGUCGUUUGAUUAUAAAAAGU
Molecule: messenger RNA, 735 nt
Organism: Radiomyces spectabilis
Lineage: Eukaryota; Fungi; Mucoromycota; Mucoromycetes; Mucorales; Radiomycetaceae
Exons: 3
Coding region: 193-648 (151 amino acids)
Molecular function (GO): L-2-aminoadipate:2-oxoglutarate transaminase activity
Source: RefSeq, a predicted model, not a curated record